AUGUCGGGCAAGUCUACCGGUAUCUCGGUGGCUGAAAUGCCCCCUGCAACCAUCGAUGAUCUGCAGGAGCUCAAAGCUGAACAUAAAUUCGAUCUCAAUCUCCCCGGCGAGAUUGAGAAGGAGUUGGAUGAAGCUCUUGCGACUGGAGAUGCGGAAAUCAAGGGCCAUAUUUUUGGGGACCUGAUUGAAGACUCUCCUUAUCCAGAGGUUCGUGCUGCAGUCCUUAACUACGACGAAGGAGGCACCGGAAACACCAUCCGCGCCUGGACCCUGGGUCUUAUUUUUGCUACUAUCGGUUCUGGCCUCAAUGCUCUUUUCUCUCUGCACAGUCCUACGAUCUCUAUUACUUCUUAUAUUGCUGAGGUCGUUGCGUUUCCCUUCGGGAUUGCCUGGGCUCGCUUAGUCCCCAACUUCACCUUCACCCUGUUCGGCAACAAGCUUGAGUUGAACCCCGGGCCAUUCACAAAAAAAGAACAUGCCCUCAUCACUAUUAUGGCCAACGCAACCUUUGCUGGUGGGUUUGCGUAUACACUCGAUAUCAUCACCGCGCAGCGAGGUUUCUACGGACAACGCUACGGAUGGCCCUUCGAGAUAUUCACAACUAUCUCGACUCAGACCUUAGGAUUCGGCUUGGGCGGAGUGCUUCAUCGCUUUCUGGUAGAGCCCGCUGCCAUGAUCUGGCCAUCUAAUCUAGUCAACACAACCCUAUUCACAGCUAUGCACGAACGUGGGCUAAAUCCACCAGACCCUGCCAAGACAGCUGGCUGGACUGUUAACCGGUAUCGCUUAUUCAUGUAUAUCAUGAUUGGCGCUUUCUGCUGGUAUUGGUUCCCGGGUCUGAUCGCCCCAUUCCUUAGUGUGUUUGCCUUUGUCACUUGGAUUAAGCCAAACAAUGUUAUCAUCAACCAACUAUUCGGUGGUGCUACCGGUAUCUCGCUGAUUCCUAUCUCUUUCGACUGGUCUAUCAUUUCGGGUUACGUCACCAGCCCUAUGAUCUCCCCCUGGUUUGCCAUUGCCAACACUCUUAUUGGUAUGGUUGCGUGGUUCUGGAUCUUAACUCCGGCGCUACACUAUUCCAACAUCUACUACGGAAAGUUCCUGCCUAUGUCAGACUCAAGCAGCUACGACAAUACUGGCGCUGUUUACAAUGUCACUCAGAUUUUGACACCCGAAUUUACUUUCGAUCUGGCAAAGUAUGAGAGCUAUUCCCCGCUUUUCCUCUCCACCACUUUUGCCCUAUGCUACGGUCUGUCUUUUGCUGGCCUAGCCGCUGUUAUUGUCCACGUUAGCCUAUUCCACGGCAAAGAGAUCUGGCACCGCAUGCGGGCGGCCGGACAAAAGCACGAGGAUAUUCACUCUCGCCUAAUGGCCAAGUAUGACACAGUGCCUAUCUGGUGGUAUGUUGUUGUUCUUGUUGUCAUGGCAGCUAUAGGAUUGGCAGUCGUUCUUUCCUAUCCCACCCAUAUGUCUUGGUGGGCAUUUUUCAUCUCUCUCAUUAUUGCCUUGGUCUGGACCCUGCCUAUCGGUAUGAUCCAGGCCACCACCAACAUUCAGCUCGGCCUGAAUGUCAUCACUGAGUUUAUUGUCGGCUACAUCCAGCCUGGCAAGCCAAUGGCAAUGAUGCUUUUCAAAACAUACGGUUAUAUUUCUAUGUCUCAAGCGUUAUACUUUUGCCAAGAUAUGAAGCUUGGUCACUACAUGAAGAUCCCCCCGCGCGUUACCUUCUGGGCACAGAUGGCUUCCUGCAUCUGGUCCUCAGUGGUCCAAGUGGCAGUUGUGAAUUGGGCAUUUGGUAGCAUCACCGAUAUUUGCUCCUCGACCCAGGCAAACAAGUACACCUGCCCGAACGGACGUGUAUUCUUUAACGCCUCUGUUAUCUGGGGUGUCAUUGGCCCUAAGCGCAUGUUCUCCAUCGGGCAGAUGUACUCAACCCUCCAAUGGUUCUGGCUUGCUGGUAUCGCCCUGCCUAUCCUUAUAUGGCUCGCCGCUCGCAAAUGGCCUCAAAGCCGGGCCAAGUUCCUGAGCGCUCCCGUAAUUUUCAGUGGUACCGGCAUGAUCCCACCUGCUACCCCCCUCACCUAUCUUGUAUGGGGCACGGUCGGUUUCGUGUUCAACAAGUACAUCCGCAACCGCUGGCGCGGCUGGUGGAUGGAGUACAACUAUGUUGUGUCCGCUGGGUUGGACGUUGGUACUGCCUUGUGCCUGAUAGUUAUGCUCUUCGCCAUCAGUCUGAGCAACUCCUCUUUCCCAAGCUGGUGGGGUAACGAUAAGGCCCUCUCGACCAUGGAUUACACCGAUACUGCCAUCCAGGUUGUCCUGCCCAAGGGUCAGACUUUUGGCCCGAAGGUGUGGUAA
Molecule: messenger RNA, 2355 nt
Organism: Penicillium atrosanguineum
Lineage: Eukaryota; Fungi; Ascomycota; Eurotiomycetes; Eurotiales; Aspergillaceae
Gene: optB
Product: small oligopeptide transporter, OPT family
Exons: 2
Coding region: 1-2355 (784 amino acids)
Biological process (GO): transmembrane transport
Molecular function (GO): oligopeptide transmembrane transporter activity
Source: RefSeq, a predicted model, not a curated record